AUGAUGAGCUUGAGGAUGGGGGGGCUUCGAGCAUGGACCUCCAACAGUUUCUGGUCAAGGGCGCUAGGGAGGAGCUUGCGAACUCCAGUGCGGAAGCUCGGCCAUCCCGUUCGGACUGGCUGGGGUGUGCAUGUACUCAACAGGGUCCAUGGAGGGAAGGCGUUCAUCUCUGCAUCCUCCUCCUCUCCUCCCCCUGUCUCAGAGGUUCUUCGGCUGUUGGACAAGGCUAUCAAGGGCGACAGCAAGGACGUAGACGCGAUGGACAAACUGCAUCAGAGGAUAGAGCAGGAGAUGAAGGAAGGAGCAAAGUCUCAAGACAUCAGCCUGGUUGCUGGCAUCCUCUCUUCUUUAGAGUUCGCCGGUCACAGGGACGAGCGAAAAGCUGAGGAGCUGCUAGAGCAUGCGCUGGGGCAAGGGGACGCGAUGGCGAUGUUCUACCUUGCACGCAUGCACCUGGUGAAGAACGAGAAGGAGGAGCCCGAUCCUGUGUUUGGAGAAGAUGAGCAACUCUCGGAUGACCUACUCAAUACAAGCCACCUCGAGCUGAACGCUGAGAAAGCGAAGAAGGUGAAGAAGCAGAUCCUGCUGCUGAUCAAGGAAGUCCGUAUUGGGAAGAGGGAGGGAGCUCCGGUCAAGAGCUUCAAGACGGUCAAGCAGCAGGAGACGGACGACAUGGUCGAGUGGAAGCCGGACAUGCAGAAGGGGCUCGCCCUGCUAGCCCAGAGUGCGGAGCUAGGGAACGCCGAUGCUCAGGUGAUGUUGGGGAAUUUGAAGGUUUCCGGGGAGUUUGUGCAGCUGCUUCCCUCGCACAAGUCGAAGGUUGUGGCAGGGAACAUCGUGGAGGUGGAGCCUGUGCUGUCCAGGCAGGAGACGGAUCCGAAGCUCGUGCUGGAGGAUGGAGUCAAGCUCUACGAGCUGGCGGCAGCUCAGGGCACGCGGACGCCUGGUACAACCUGGGGAUGCUCUACUUUGACAACAGGCACCCGCAAUGCAGAGGAGACGAGCGAUGGAAUGCCGAGCAAUGUCUUCGCUGCAUGCAGGAGGCGGCAGAUCGCGGCGACAGCAGCGCCAUAUGGUCUGAGGUUACUGGAGGAGGCGUCCAACAGAGACCAUCCAGCUGCGAGCUACCACGUCGCGAUGCUCAUGCGGGAGGAGGGGAAGGAGGAGGAUAUGAAGAAGUUCCUGAGCAAGGCGGCGGGUCUGGGAGAUGCGGAGGCGCUCUUCUGCCUUGGGGACAUGCACUUCCACGGUUCAGACGGCUUCCAGAUGGAUCAUCCCAAGGCUUUUCGCUUCUUCCAGGAAGCUGCUCGUCUCCAGCACUCAGCAGCCAUGUGCUGCGUGGGAGUGAUGUGCUACAACGGUUUUGGAGUGAAGAAAGACGUCAACAAAGCCUUCCUCGCGUAUCAGAGGUCAGCGGAGCUCGGCAACAUCGAGGCCAUGCGGAAUCUAGCCGCCAUGCAUCUGAGCGGGGAAGGGUGCGAGAAGAACGAGGCGACUGCCAGGUAUCUUCUCAAGGUGGUGGAAGAGGCUGAGGCCGAAGCUUCGCAACCUCAAUAA
Molecule: messenger RNA, 1557 nt
Organism: Guillardia theta CCMP2712
Lineage: Eukaryota; Cryptophyceae; Pyrenomonadales; Geminigeraceae
Exons: 5
Coding region: 1-1557 (518 amino acids)
Molecular function (GO): protein binding
Source: RefSeq, a predicted model, not a curated record